UGGAAAGUAAAUAAACUCAUUACCCAAACUGAUUGUUUGAGUGUGAAAAAUUAAGACAAAGAGGAAUUUCUUUGCCGCAUUGAAGCUCCCAGUGAUUCUCUCAGCAGUUCCUGCAGUGUGGACUCUUCCUUGCCAUGGGAACGGAUAGCUAUUUGCUUUGAUUUGCAACAGAAAAGCUUUUGACUGUCAGGAGAAUGUUCUGUUUGGUCUUCUCCUGGCCAGUUUAAGUGUUAAAAGUGUCAUUAUUUAGCAGCCGAGGCCCAGAGAAGAGCGCAAACAAGAGUCUGUGACCUUCUGUCAAGAGCCUCCGUUCUUCAGAUGCUCAUUUAGGGCCUCUGGGGUGGGGAGGACAACGCAUCAAUUGGCGGAACCCUCCAGCUUUCCUCUAAAAGGCCUUACUAAGAGGGGAAAUUCAGUCGAUUUAAAAGCAGAGGUGGCAUGAAAGAUGUGGCGCUGUGAAGAGGUGUGGGUGACUUAUUAAAACCGCAGGAAAAAGGUCCUUGGACUUCAGCCAAAGAGGAUCUAACCCCGUGGAGAGCUGACAGGAUAUAUAGAAACUUGGAUGCACUUGUCGUGGUUUGGUGAUUGCUUGGAGUCUGAUUUUUUUUCCCUGCAUGCAGACUUGAUCAUGGACAUUCACGACUCCGUGUUAAUAAACUUUGUCAGUGACAUCAACCUGAUCGGGUUCACCCAGAAGUGCGCUUUAGGAUCAGAGGAGGUGGACAUUUCGCCCUACUGCCCGAACAACCAGACGCGGCUGAGCGACUCUUCUUGCAGCACAUCUCCGCCUGGCGAAGGGCGCACGGAGCAUCCGGCGAGCUUUUCACCGAGGUGCUGCAGCCGUGGGCACAGCAGGUCCAAACGGAGGAGGAUCAUCACCGGCGUCCAGCGGCAGGCGGCCAACGUGCGGGAGAGAAAGCGGAUGUUCAGCCUGAACGAGGCGUUUGAUGAGCUGAGGAGAAAAGUUCCCACCUUUGCGUACGAGAAGAGGCUGUCUCGGAUCGAGACGCUGCGUCUGGCCAUCGUCUACAUCUCCUUCAUGAUGGACCUGCUGGAGAACACCUGAGACAGAGUUAUGUUUUUUUUUCCCCCCUCCGUAUAGACUAAAAAUAAGUUACUGCAAAAAAGGAAUAAACAGUUGCACAGUUAAGUAGCAGGAAACGUAUGUGUUUUUAUUUUUGCCAUAGGCGCUUUAUUAUUAUUAUUAUUAUUAUUGUUAUUAUUAUUAGAUGACAAUAAUUGGAGUUGGGGUUGUUCCUUUUCUACACCAUCACCAUCCACAGCACUCAAUGUGUGAGUGUUGUAUCAGGCCUGAAAGGGGAAUGGAUUUAGUCACUCGUGUUUUACUUGACCGUUCAAUUAUUCGCUUGAUGAAUCGAACAAUUGAAAGGAAAUAACACAGAAGCAAUGAAAAAUUCGGCUUUAUUUGCUAUCUUUCAAUAUAACCUGGAAGGAAUGGUUGAUUUAAUUGGUUGUACUCUUUAUUGAUAGUUAUAAAUGAAGGCAAAUGGAUUUAUAACUCGCAAGAUUACCACGGACGUCCAAGA
This is a messenger RNA of Gambusia affinis (western mosquitofish), 1547 nucleotides long. It is a transcript of the gene ferd3l, whose product is annotated as fer3-like protein. The record is from RefSeq and is a predicted model, not a curated record. Gene Ontology annotation, biological process: developmental process; regulation of transcription by RNA polymerase II. Lineage: Eukaryota; Metazoa; Chordata; Actinopteri; Cyprinodontiformes; Poeciliidae. The coding region runs from base 563 to 1066 and encodes 167 amino acids. Gene Ontology annotation, molecular function: protein dimerization activity; RNA polymerase II transcription regulatory region sequence-specific DNA binding; DNA-binding transcription factor activity, RNA polymerase II-specific. The transcript has a single exon.